AUGCCGCCGCUGAGAUCCACCGUCUCGUCCGCGGUGAACCCGGGAGACGCGGCGGCCGCGGCUGAACCUUCUGCGAUGAUGUCGUCCAUGUCGGCCUCGAGCUAUUUUACUUUAACAUUUAAAGUGUGGCUGCAAAUCUGGGAUGCAGGAGGUGAAAAUUCAUUGUCUAAUCUGUUUCUCAGUUUCCUCUUUCAGAAACGAGAGAUUUUUCAAGACCUUGCUCCACUGCUGUGGCACUCCUUUGGCACUGUUGCUGCACUGCUCCAGGAGAUUAUGUCAAUUUACCCUUCACUUUCACCUCCUACUUUGUCGCCAGUUGCAUCAAACCGUGUCUGCAAUGCACUUGCACUUCUUCAGUGUGUUGCUUCACACCCUGAGACCAGGAUCCCGUUCUUGAAUGCUCACAUCCCACUGUACCUGUACCCGUUCCUGAAUACUACCAGCAAGACAAGACCUUUUGAGUACUUGAGGCUUACCAGCUUGGGUGUUAUUGGUGCUCUUGUGAAGGUAAAUUAAAACUAGAUACUUAUGCAAACUAGGAAUGGAUGGUCCAUAUAGAUUUUUGC
This is a messenger RNA of Triticum aestivum (bread wheat), 566 nucleotides long. RefSeq names its product CCR4-NOT transcription complex subunit 9-like. The coding region runs from base 1 to 516 and encodes 171 amino acids. Gene Ontology annotation, biological process: mRNA catabolic process. Gene Ontology annotation, cellular component: CCR4-NOT complex. The transcript is spliced from 5 exons. The record is from RefSeq and is a predicted model, not a curated record. NCBI's taxonomy places the organism in Eukaryota, Viridiplantae, Streptophyta, Magnoliopsida, Poales, Poaceae.